Messenger RNA from Scheffersomyces amazonensis, 1793 nucleotides. Its product is annotated as chaperonin-containing T-complex subunit. Bases 107 to 1711 code for a protein of 534 amino acids. Gene Ontology annotation, molecular function: ATP-dependent protein folding chaperone; ATP hydrolysis activity; ATP binding. The transcript has a single exon. Gene Ontology annotation, cellular component: chaperonin-containing T-complex. The record is from RefSeq and is a predicted model, not a curated record. NCBI's taxonomy places the organism in Eukaryota, Fungi, Ascomycota, Pichiomycetes, Serinales, Debaryomycetaceae. Gene Ontology annotation, biological process: protein folding.
GAACGCGACGAAAAAUUUCACCACCAUAAAAAUUAUCCUGCUCAUACUUAAGAACCUUUUCUAAUUACUUGUAUUACUUACGGGCAUCACUAUUACUAUCACCGAUAUGACUACAGCAGUUCCUCGGGCCCUGGUAGCGCCAUCCAAUGCCACUUUCAAAGAUAAAGAAAAACCUCAAGAAGUACGUAGAGCCAACAUCUUAGCAGCUCGAGCAGUAUCAGAUGCUAUUAGAACUUCAUUAGGACCAAAAGGGAUGGAUAAAAUGAUUCGAACUAAAAAUGGACAAAUUAUAAUUUCUAAUGAUGGAGCAACCAUCUUAAAGCAUAUGGCAGUAUUACAUCCUGCUGCUAGAAUGUUGGUAGAUGUAAGUGCUGCACAAGAUGUUGAAGCAGGAGAUGGUACAACAACAGUUGCUAUAUUAACUGGAUCAUUAUUAGGAGCCGCUGAUAGAUUAUUAAAUAAAGGAAUUCAUCCAACUUUAAUUGCUGAAUCAUUUCAAAGAGCAGCCAUUAGAUCUUGUGAAAUUCUUUUAGAUAUGUCAUAUAAAAUUAAACUUGAAGAUCGUGAACAAUUAAUUAGAGCUGCUUCAACAUCAUUAUCAUCAAAAAUUGUUAGUCAACAUUCAUCACUUUUAUCUCCACUUGCUGUUGAUUCAGUAUUAAAAGUUAUAAAUGAAGAAGAAAAUAAUGUAGAUUUAAAUGAUAUUCGAUUAAUUAAAAAAGUUGGAGGAACUAUUGAUGAUACAGAAUUAAUUAAUGGAGUAGUUUUAACUCAAAAUGUAGUUAAAAAUGCUGGAGGUCCAACUAGAAUUGAUAAAGCUAAAAUUGGUUUAAUUCAAUUUCAAUUAUCUCCUCCAAAACCUGAUAUGGAAAAUAAUGUGGUGGUUAAUGAUUAUAGACAAAUGGAUAAGAUUUUAAAGGAGGAAAGAGCUUAUUUAUUAAAUAUUUGUAAAAAGAUUAAAAAGGCCAAAUGUAAUGUGUUAUUAAUUCAAAAAUCAAUUUUAAGAGAUGCUGUUAAUGAUUUAGCAUUACAUUUUCUUUCAAAAUUAAAUAUCUUAGUAAUUAAAGAUAUUGAACGUGAUGAAAUUGAAUUCUUAGCUAAAUCAACUGGUUGUAAACCAAUUGCUGAUAUUGAUAAUUUUACAGAAGAUCGUUUAGGAUCAGCAGAUUUAGUUGAAGAAGUUGAAAGUUCUGGAUCUAAAAUUGUUAAAAUUACUGGAGUAACAUCAAAAACUAUUAAACCAACUGUAUCAGUAAUUGUUAGAGGGGCUAAUCAAUUAGUUUUAGAUGAAACUGAAAGAUCUAUACAUGAUGCAUUAUGUGUUAUAAGAUGUUUAGUUAAAGAAAAAGCUUUAAUUGCUGGAGGUGGAGCUCCUGAAGUUGAAAUUUCUCGAAUCUUAAUGAAAGAAUCUCAUAAAUUAACUGGAGUUGAACAAUUUGUAUAUCAAGAAUUCGCUCAAGCUUUAGAAGUUAUUCCAACUACAUUAGCAGAAAAUGCAGGAUUAAAUCCAAUUAAUGUAGUAACUGAUUUAAGAAAUAGACAUGAAAAUGGUGAAAAGAAUGCAGGAAUUUCAGUUAGAAGAUCAGGAGCUUCUAAUACUUAUGAUGAACAUGUUUUACAACCAGUAUUAGUAAGUACUAGUGCCAUUACUUUAGCUUCUGAAUGUGUUAAAUCUAUCUUGAGAAUUGAUGAUAUUCAAUUCAGUCGUUAAGUACGUAUAUGAUAUAUAAUCUAUAGUGACUAUACCCUGACAAAUAAUAUACAUAUAUAUAUUGAGAAUAUAGUGAUAUACA